AUGGCACUUCCCCCGGCUGAAAAGAAGGAGCCUAUGGAGGCGCAGAUUAAGUCUGUGGACAUGACCGAGGAUAUGCAGCAGGAGGCUAUUGCCCUCGCCAUUGAGGCCAUGGAGAAGUUCAGAGUUGAAAAAGAUAUUGCCCAGUAUAUCAAGAAAGAGUUCGACUCCCGCAAGGGCGCCACCUGGCACUGCGUGGUUGGUCGUAACUUUGGAAGCUUCGUCACCCAUGAGACUAAGCACUUCAUCUACUUCUACCUCGGACACUGCGCAAUUCUGCUCUUCAAGACCCAAUAA
Penicillium psychrosexuale is the source of this 294-nucleotide messenger RNA. RefSeq names its product dynein light chain DYN2. Gene Ontology annotation, cellular component: cytoplasmic dynein complex. Gene Ontology annotation, biological process: cilium assembly; microtubule-based process. Gene Ontology annotation, molecular function: dynein light intermediate chain binding; dynein intermediate chain binding. The record is from RefSeq and is a predicted model, not a curated record. Lineage: Eukaryota; Fungi; Ascomycota; Eurotiomycetes; Eurotiales; Aspergillaceae. The transcript is spliced from 7 exons. The coding region runs from base 1 to 294 and encodes 97 amino acids.